Messenger RNA from Schistocerca gregaria, 528 nucleotides. Its product is annotated as proline-rich protein HaeIII subfamily 1-like. The record is from RefSeq and is a predicted model, not a curated record. The transcript is spliced from 2 exons. Bases 10 to 372 code for a protein of 120 amino acids. Lineage: Eukaryota; Metazoa; Arthropoda; Insecta; Orthoptera; Acrididae.
UCCAUCACCAUGAGGGCGACAGUGGCAGCUCUCCUUCUGUGUCUUCUGGUGGCAGCAUGCCGCAGCCAGGAGACUACACCUGGCCCUCCUGGACCAACUGAAGGGCCACAACCAACUGGUCCUCCUGGCCCACCAACUGGAGGUCCUGAACCAACAGGUCAGCCUACUGGAGGUCCUGAACCAACUGGACCACCAGCCACACCUACUGGAGGUCCUGAACCAACUGGUCCACCUACUGGGGGUCCUCAACCAACUGGACCACCAGGCACCCCUACUGGAGGGCCUGAACCAACUGGAGGUCCCCAGCCAACUGGUGAACCUCAGCCUACAGGCCCACCAGGGCCACCCUCUGGUGGAAGUUGGCUUUUUUGACUUGGUGGACUCUGAUGGUUGACAUUAUUGCAUCUGUGAAACAUCACGAGAAUUCAGCCAAGAUAUUUACAAUUAAUUGGAUCUGACUUUACUGAUGGAAGUGUUCUGCGAAUCGCUUUGUAAAAUUUUUCGUCAUUAAAUAAGCAUCUAAAAAUC